AUGGACUUCCCCGGAGAUGCCACUACAAACUUCUGCGCCAUUACCGGGUUCUCUGUCAUAUAUUGGAGAAUAUACACCGAGGAAGCAACAACUGGCAACCCGGAAAUUACUCCAAACAGUGGCUACAACAUUCUCCGCCACUUGAGUAGACUAAAAGAUCUAGAGAUUCAAUUACGAAAUUCUGACUGCUUGGUUUCAUGCUAUCCCCGAAGGCUUGGUCUAUGGAUCUUCUCGCCGACCCCAGGUUUCGAGAGCCUCAGCCCACUCACACGAGACCCCGCAGCACCAGGGUUGAAGGAGUCCACAAAAUUAAACAUCGGAACAUCGACACUCAAAGUCUCCGCAUUUGGCAGCAUCACAGCUGUAGACCUCAUCAGAUCUCUUUCGACAGAUGGAUUCACAUCGGUUGCAGGGGCUCCUGGCCAGACAACCAGACCACCAGGCGCAAGCGUCAAUGCCCCUCGGUCCGGUGAUGCCUACGCAAAUUCCAUGGCAAUUUAUGCAUCUUUUAUCACGGCGAUGGCAGGGGCCAUCGGCUUGCAACUAGUCAAGCGUCACAAUGCUAUUCCACUAGGCGCUCGGACUUUUUAUACGGCAGUAGAACGGAGCUUCUAUGAUAACCCCGCCAUCAGUGAUGAUGAUGUGGACUCAAUACCGGCUCUGACUACUCUAAAAAUUGAGCUUACCCAAACUGGAAAGAUUGUAGUGGCCCUGCAUACUGUUCAUCAGGAUGGAAUAUCACGCCUCAAAGAGCCUGGUACUACCGAAAUUAACACAGUCAAUAUCCAGAAUAAUAUGGAUGUCUGGCUUGCUCCUAACGGAACAGUUGCUCGAUUGAUAACUGUAAACACGGCGCAGUCGGCAGUCUUUGCUCCCAAGCAAGCAAAGAGCGAAGGUGCCGCUCGUCAGAUAACGGAAGCCAAACAACGAGUUUGGAAAGCAACCGUCCUCGAAUGGUUAAACAACGUUGGACUGCCAGUAGAUCAUCCCGAAGAUGAGCAUUGGAUUGAAGUGGAGGUGUCAGAGCCGUUUUAUGCCCGACUUGCAGCCGAGCACUUGCGUCAGAUGGAUGACAGUCAAUCGUCGUCUCCUUUGAAAAGGAUCCUUUGGCCGUCUAGGUACUGUUUCAGAAGGACCAAAAUUGUUUCCAGCAACAUUACCGAAAAAUCAUCUCAGCUAGCAUAUGACAGCGAAGAACCAUUGCAUUUUGCAGAGACUUGGUUAGAGACGGCUACCGCACGGCAUGAAAAACCCAAAGGUGAUCCUUCCAACAUACAAGAAACAAGUCAGAUAGAAAGUGUUGCUGGCACUGUUAGAUUCGAAGUUCCUGAGAAGAUUGAGAGUCUCGCUCGCGUGAUUCACUAUCCAGAUCUGCAAAACGCGAGCUCUGUUUAUCCCACGCCUCCGGAUGGGGCUUUAGCGCCAGGCAUCAACCAAAUCAAUUCUGAUGCUCUUGGGCCUGACGCUCAAGAUUUAGGUUUGUCUCAUACCCCGGCUGGAGAAACUCCCAUGAAACAGCAGGAGAAUGUUCGCAAAACCUCAAGUGACAAUCCUUCGUUCGAGCACAUGAAUGCGAUGGAGGUCGGAACCGGUCUAUAUGACACAAAUGAUGAUGAUGAAUUGUUCAGCGGGAUGAACGACAAAGACUUCGGAAGUAAGGGGAUAACGGAUGCUGAUUUUAGUUUUUUCGAUGAUGACGAUGAUGAAAUGAACGAUUUUCUGAAUGAUAAGCCAGACACUGGAACUGCUCAUGAGGAUAUACCACAAUCCAUUCCCGGUGAAUCAAAUGAAUUUCCGAUUGCUCAAGCAGAGAUCGAAGAAUCCCAAGCACCGGACGAAAGUGUCUCUGAGCAGGACGAGAUGCAACAGUCAAUUGAUGUCGAGGCAUCUUCCUUGUCUCAGAUUCCUGUCAAGCAGUCAAGUACCACACCUCCCAAUAUCGCCUCACAUGAAGCGACACCAGUUCCUCUAGAAAAUGUCAUAAGCGCGCCUCUCAGUCCAACCGAUAUCAAGCAAAUGCUAUUUUCAAAAAGGGAUGCAAGACCACAAGACGGAGAAAGACGAACCUCAGCCUCAUCAAAUGCGGGUUUCGAACGGAAACAGAGUCGGUAUAAUGCCGUCUCUUUCAAACGAGGUCUAGGCCUAGACCAGAAGUAUGCCAAUGCCGGGCGCUUCUUUUUCACAGUGAACAAAGACGGUAAUGAGAAUAUAAAUAAAUCACCUGGAAUCCCGACUAUUGGAUUCCCUGGUUUGCGAAAAUUGGGGCUUCGACCUUCUGUCGAUGAUGUUAAUACGCCGCGCCAAAUAAGUUCUGAACAAUCUAUACAACGGACUGACUCGGCAUCUAGCGAUGAAAGUUGUCUGGAUAGCAGCGAUGACGAUUCUGAAGAUGAGACUUCACCUUUCAGAUUAGCAACCCUGAAGCGAAAACGGCCGCUCUCUGAGGCGGAAAAAUCCACGACAUCGUCCAUGGAAAAGCUCUCGAUUACGUCCGAGGUGGAGAGCCAUGUUUCAAAAGAAGAUACUUCAAUAUUCUUAGGAAAUUUCUUUUCAGUAUUCACUGACUGGUCUCUGGUCGGAUACUUCUCAGCCAAGCAGUGCCAGGUGUCUCCGGUUACAAGUCGCAAAGAAGAUCAGAUGCAAAUCGCACAAUUGAUGGUCGAUCAACUUACUCAAUCGUCAUUGUCUCACAGAAUCGAAGGCUGGGAAUCGGAUCCAAGUCUCGAUUACGAGACCUUUGGCCUGCAUACUUUUCUUGACGAUAGUAUGAGCUUAGGCGAAAACGAGAGAUUGGAUUUGAAGUCGUACGUUACUAUACAUGACAGUGUACAAUCUACUGCAGAGACACCAUCGGCACGACCAAAUCCGCCACGUCGAGAAGUCAAAGGGUCGAUUACGAAAAUCGCGCCCUCGCAUCUGCGUAUCCACCGUGGACGAGAUUACUUAGAAGUUUUAUCGACAUCAAUGCCAUUCUGGGAGACUUUUGGAUUGGAGCCUGCAAGUGGGCGGAAGGACGUCUCUGCGUAUUGCAUCUGCCCUGAACUUGCCAAACAAGAGACGGAUGCUUUCAUGACUCGCUUGGGACUGCUCUACUCUGGCUGCAAUCUGGGCAAGCAUAUCAGAGGUGACAUAAUUGAGAAAUUCAAAAAUGGUAUAGGGCUAUGGAAUAUUGCCAAAGGUGAUGGCUCCUAUGCGCGAACGAUGCAGACAUUGCGUAGUCUCUGCGAAGAUUUAGCGUCCGCAUUAUCAAAAGCGCCCCAAACAGGGGAGAAUUUCGUCAUCUAUAUGAUCAACCCGUUCUCUCAUGGAGGAGCAUUUGUGGAUAUAUGCUCAAAUUUCCUCCAUCUCUUUCACAAAUACGUGGGUGAGGUUGACAAAAAUCAAGACAAAGGUCAGCUGAACGAGCUCGUCUUGCAAAUUGUGCCCCUGAAUUUCGUAUUCUCGCCAACGUCUAUGGUUGUUCCUCCUCAACCGCAAUAUUUGAGUUUAGCGCUCGAAGUCUACAGUCGAUGUCCCCCCAAGGAUGCCAGCUUUGGCAUUAUAGGCUACGCACCGCCAGUAGUGCUGGCAGAUACAGUUCCCAAAGCGAUCAAUUUCAGAAGCACAUCGGAAAACUUUUCACCUUUUCAAGAGGGCCGAUGUUUACAUGUCGCCAUCUCGCGCAGCGUCGACCAGCGUUGGAUUAGCGUGGCAUGGACCAAUAAUUCAGGGUCGUGUCAGAUUGCCAUGUCAUACUGUGUGCGAGCUCGGGGUUCGAAUGUCAACCGCAUCAUUUCGGAAGUGCGUCAAGAGAUUUGGGAAGCUACUAAAGAUCUGAUGGAGCGAACGCAAACCAGAUGGAAGGUGUUGUUGGUCAGGACGGAGCCGAUCGACCAGGAAGAAAUUGACGCAUGGACAGGUUUUGCUGAACGGUAUAACCAAGCAAAGGCUCUGCCUGUUGAGCUUACUCUUUUCAGCGUCAAUAUUGCACCUGGUCUCCGUCUAGAGCCCUCGACGACACAAUUCUCAGUCAACACAAUCAAUCCAUUCGUAUCGACACCAGUGGCAACUCCGUAUGGCGGAGUCUCGUCACCGGAUCAACUUGGGGCUGCGACUCCGGCCAGCGGCGGCCAAGGCCCAACCACCAUGACCUAUAGUACUGCAAUAACACCAACAGACACACCACCUGUGCUUGUCGAAGCAGACUCUGAUGCGGUCCUUAUUGAUGCAUGCGAUGAAUCCUGGGCAGUCGUCCUAUCUCACCGACUAAGCAACUCUGCGUACCUAACAGAGUACAAACCAGCCCUAGUUAGCGGCUAUCUACUUCGAAGAAAAGGCGUUAAUGACAGCCAGGGUGUUUCAGCCAUGUCAUUAAACCUGGUAUAUACAUCACGACCCCCGGCUCUGCAUGAAGCUGUACUGAGAGAAGCACUUAUUAACUACCGUGACCUGGCGACAUUGGCUCSUGCCAAAGGCACGUUGCAUGUACAGCAUAAUACUUUACCCUGGCAUAUUGCCACGGCUGUGAAGGGGCAGGAGUUAUUGAGUUUUGUUCUAUAG
Talaromyces amestolkiae is the source of this 4539-nucleotide messenger RNA. RefSeq lists its product as uncharacterized. The transcript has 5 exons. Gene Ontology annotation, cellular component: mediator complex. Lineage: Eukaryota; Fungi; Ascomycota; Eurotiomycetes; Eurotiales; Trichocomaceae. Bases 1 to 4539 code for a protein of 1512 amino acids. The record is from RefSeq and is a predicted model, not a curated record. Gene Ontology annotation, biological process: regulation of transcription by RNA polymerase II. Gene Ontology annotation, molecular function: transcription coregulator activity.